Molecule: messenger RNA, 871 nt
Organism: Salvelinus namaycush (lake trout)
Lineage: Eukaryota; Metazoa; Chordata; Actinopteri; Salmoniformes; Salmonidae
Product: intraflagellar transport protein 43 homolog A
Exons: 9
Coding region: 65-694 (209 amino acids)
Biological process (GO): intraciliary retrograde transport
Cellular component (GO): intraciliary transport particle A; cilium
Source: RefSeq, a predicted model, not a curated record
AGAUGGUUGCGGUGUGACGCUCCUGGUCCCCAGGAAGUAGCUCCAUCUGUAAACGCAAGGGAAAAUGGACGAUAAUCUUCAACUCGGAGACAGUGGAGUUGGAAAGAAUGUUGCAAAGUUAGGUCGACGGGCUCGCCAGGCUGCAGAGCAAUCAUCUUCAAUGGAGGAGUCUCGACACGUCAGAAAAUCCUCUUCUUCAACGUCGAUGGGAGAGGUACCCCCUCCUAAACCAGCCCGCAGGCAGGGCGGCUGGGCUGAGGAGACUUCUGGAUCUGGAUCAGCCAAGUCUGGAAGAAGGCCUGCCAUGGUGGAGGACGUGGAAGACCGACGCCUUCGACCACAAACCCCCCAGGGCUCGGAUGAUGAAGGAGAUAUACCAGUGAUCCCAGACCUUGAUGAAGUACAAGAGGAAGACCUUACCAUGCAAGUUGCUGCUCCUCCAAGCAUCCAGGUGAACCGGGUAAUGACAUACAGAGAUCUGGACAAUGACCUCAUGAAGUACUCUGCCUUCCAGACCCUGGAUGGGGAGAUUGACUUGAAGCUCCUCACCAAGGUUUUGGCUCCAGAGCAGGAGGUGCGGGAGGAGGACGUGGGUUGGGACUGGGAUCGUCUGUUUACGGAGGUGUCCUCAGAGCUGCUGACGGAAUGGGAUCAAGGAGAGAAGGAGGAGCAGGUUCCGCUGCCUGUGUUAUGAUGACGAGCAUCCCCAGGAUGGGAUAGGGUGGACCAGGACGCCUCCUCUGGGACCUGGGUGGGUGCAUGUCAAUGCUCUGUCCAAACAUAGGGACCAUCAAAUAUAUGUAGCUUGUUGUUCAUAUUAAAAAUUCAAUGCAAAAUGUAUUUAUUUUUUCAAAUAAAUUUAAACACACCA